AUGCAACCACCAUUAACAAAAGCGCAUCUCAUCCCCAAAUGCGCCGUCACAAAGUCUCUCCGGGAGGCGCGUCGGCUCCACGCACUCCUCAUCACCUCCCCAUGCGCCGAUACAGAGUCCCCGCUGUUACAUAACAACAUCCUCUCCAUGUACGCACGCUGCGGGUCCUUCGUGGACACCCAGCGCCUGUUCGACAAAAUGCCCCAUCCAAACAUCGUUUCCUACAACGCCCUAAUUUCUGCUUAUUCACGUAGUCCGCACCACGCCCACCUAGCAUACCGGCUGCUCAGCCAACUGGAAAACGAGAACCUCAAGCCAAACAGACUGACCAUCACGAGCCUCCUGCAGGCUUCGGCCGGGCUUCGGGACGUGGUCCUUGGCUCUGUGUUGCAUUCGCGAAGUGUAAAAAUCGGUGUUUCGAACAAUGCCAGCGUUCAGACAUCUUUACUGGGUAUGUACUCGAAAUGUGGGGAUGUGGGCUGUGCCGAAAAAGUGUUUCACAACAUGAUGGAUAAAGACGACAUAGCUUGGAACUCGAUGAUAUCCAACUACAUUAAGAAUGGUAGAAUAAUGGGAAGUCUAGACCUUUAUAAGGAUAUGUUGAGGGAUAGAGUUAAUCCUACCCGAUUCACUUAUUCGCUCAUGUUGAAUGCUUGUGCCAAGUUGGAGGAUUAUGAUCACGGCAAAAUCGUGCAUGCCCAUGUCCUUAUAUCGGGCACGUAUGUGGAUUUGCCUCUGCAUAACUCGCUGCUUGAUAUGUACUGCAGCUGUAGGGACACCCGCUCGGCUUGCAAUGUCUUCUCGAGAAUCAGGAAACCGGAUUUGAUUUCUUGGAACUCAAUGAUAGGUGGGUUUUCGGACAGUGGAGAUGGAAAGAAGGCAAUGUAUAUGUUUGUUCGGUUAAUGGGAGUGUCUCCCUACAGACCCGACGAGUACUCUUUUGCAGCUGUUAUUUCUGGUACGAGCCUAUUUCCAGCUAGGGACUAUGGAAAGCCACUCCAUGCUCAGAUAGAAAAAACCGGACUUGAAAAGAGUGUGUACAUUGGGAGCACACUCGCCUCUAUGUAUUUCAACAAUGACGAUUUUCUCUCCUCCCGAAAGAUAUUGGAUUCUUUUCCCCAUAAAGACACCGUUCUUUGGACAGACAUGAUUGCUGGGCACGUUCGAACGGGUCAAAGUGAGAAUGCACUGCGUUUAUUCCAAGAAAUGUUUGAAAAUGGUUGCAAAGCUGACAGCUUUGCACUUAGUAGCGCGUUAAGUGCGUGUGCUGAGCUAGUAACUUUAAAUCGGGGGGAAAUGAUUCACUGUCUUGCCGUUAAAACAGGAAAUGAGUCCGACGUUUCUGUGCACAGCAGCCUUGUUGACAUGUACGCAAAAAACGGAGAACUAAAAUCGGCUGCACAUACAUUUUGCUCCCUGCCCAGAAUCGACUUAAUGUGCUGGAACUCGAUGCUCACGGCAUACGCUCACCACGGGAGGGCCCACGAGGUGUUCCAAGUUUUCUUCAAGAUGCUGAAAAGUGGGCUGAGCCCGGAUCAAGUUACGCUUCUUUCUCUGUUAUCCGCUUGUAAUCACUGUGGGUUGGUGGAGAAAAGCAGGUACUUUUGGAAUUACAUGAAGGAAAACGGCAUAAGGCCCGGCCCAAAACACUAUUCUUGUGUCGUGAGCGUUUUAAGCCGGGUGGGAUUGUGGGAGGAGGCCGAGGGGUUAAUUACCGAAUUACCCUUUUCGGACGAGAAUUUGGAAUUGUGGAUGAGCGUUUUGAGUUCAUGCGUUAAGAACGAGAAUGUCAGGGGAGGGGUUUAUGCGGCUCGAAGGGUUUUGGAAAUUAAUGGGAAGGAUAGCGCGGCUAAUGUACUGCUGGCGAAGCUGUACGGUGGGGCCGGAAAGUGGGGCCAUGUUAUGGAGAUGAGGAGAUUGAUGAUGCCAGAUAAGGAGCCGGGUUUGAGCUGGGUCGAGGUUUGA
Striga hermonthica is the source of this 1965-nucleotide messenger RNA. NCBI's taxonomy places the organism in Eukaryota, Viridiplantae, Streptophyta, Magnoliopsida, Lamiales, Orobanchaceae. The record is from the annotation of a GenBank genome assembly.